CCUCUUGGAAAACCCCCCGUUUGGGCUGCAACUCGGCAGGCUCUUUGUGAUGCCCUGCCUUACUACAAGGCUCACCAGAGCAGUGCCCACACCAACAAGAAUACCGUGGUGGGAUUCCUCCUCGGUGGCUUUCCUACCAUGCGAGACCGCAUGGAUACAGAGGUCAUCAUCACUACGCUUGGUGGCGGUAGAGAGCGUGGUGCUGAUGGCAACAUGAUCCGAGUCAAGGAGAGCGAAGAGAGAAACUGGUCCUCUGCCCAAGCUUCCAUGAUGGAAGCAAUGCCCGUCGGCGUCAUCUUAGAUGACAAGUACCCCGGCUUGUCCAUUGCCACGGAACACAAGUACAACGUCAUGGCGUUCUUCACAAUCACUGACCUUUGGUCCGAGAAGGACGCCAACGGACAGCUGUUUCACAAGAUUCGACUUGAGAAGAUCGACCGUUCUACACCAUCUUGGUGGCAGGCAAAGGCUGAAGUCCAACACACUGUCAACCCUCGGGAGUUCACCGCUUCUCACUGUUCCGCAACCCUUGCUUGGUGCAUCGACUGCCACCAGUACUGCAAGACAGUCUUCUCUGCCGGAUGGACCUGUCUCAACCGCAAGUGCAAGAAGUUCUUCACGUUCCCAGCUGGUGUGGAUGUUGCUUGCCUAGACUACUCAGAGAGCUUUCUUCAGGAGAGAACUUCAUUCCAACUCCCCGAGCAGCCUCUUCAACCUGACCUUCCAUCCAUGGAAGGAUGUCUGGGCACUGAAAGUGAGAUGCGGAAGGGCAUUGUCUGUCCUCAGUGCCACGGCUGCUCGAGACGGAUUGACUGGACACACUGGGCCUAUGAGAACCCAGUGUGCAGCUUUGUCUUGAUGGCUAAGCCGGCUGCAUUCCCUCUGCAGGAUGUCCUCCAAGAGGAGGCUCGUGUCAAGAGGAUCCCGAACCAAGGGUCUAGACUCUUCGAUGCGGGAAUUGUGCAGCACCAUGCCCAGGUCAAUGGCUGUCCCGUUGAACAGUUCCUUCUUCCGGAUCCCAACGACUCCAGUAAAAUCGUUGGCUCGGUCAGCAUCAUCCGCACGAACCAGGAGAUCAAUGCCCAGCCUGGCGGUCCUGAUGAGAUGUGGAAGAUCUCUAACGAGUCUGUUGAAACCUUCGAUCUAUCCAGAAACUCCGUGGUUCAUGCCGGAUUACCCACAGAGAAGUUGACGAGAAACUUCCUCCAGAACUGGGGUGCCCCUUACAAGUUCGUUGUCGCUGUGGACUCCAAGCCAUUCUCAGAGGCCCCUGAGGCAUUCAUCGGAGCCCUUAAGCGGAUGGAGUGGGCUGGUCGACUGACUCGAGACCCGUCUAUCACUGCCGACUUCACCAACUUCAAUGAGCUGUUGUCAAUCGGUUACAUGGAGGAAGACAAGAUUGGCUUUCACGAUGAUGGCGAAGAUACCCUAGGCCCUACGGUAGCCACACUUUCUUUGGGAAGCCCGGCUAUCAUGUUCUUUGCCAAGAAGACAAAGAAUGUGAAGAAUGCGAAGAAGACGAAGAAAGAUGAGGAGUACCGGCCGGUGGUUCUCAAGUUCCCUCUGUACCAUGGUGACAUCGUGGUCAUGCAUGGCUCCCGUAUUCAUGAGAAAUAUCUGCACAAGGUCGACCCUAAGGGAAAGCGUCGUUUCGCUCUGACUUGUAGAAACAUCGACCUCACGCACCCGGGAUUCACCCCUCAAGCCCGAGAUGAUGCUAUCGAGAAGAGCACCAUUCCGUCGGUAUCACAGGUCUGGGAUUACCCCAAGCCCGACGACAGC
Molecule: messenger RNA, 1782 nt
Organism: Colletotrichum phormii
Lineage: Eukaryota; Fungi; Ascomycota; Sordariomycetes; Glomerellales; Glomerellaceae
Exons: 8
Biological process (GO): DNA alkylation repair; DNA repair
Molecular function (GO): ferrous iron binding; cytosine C-5 DNA demethylase activity
Source: RefSeq, a predicted model, not a curated record